AAGCCAAAGGAUGAGGGUCGCCUCAUGAAGCGUAAGGAACAGAACCGUGCGGCUCAGCGUGCUUUCAGAGAGCGGAAGGAGAAGCACGUAAAGGAUCUGGAAGAUAAAGUGGCAGCCCUUGAAACAAAAAAUGAGGAAGCAGUGCACGAAAAUGAGAAUCUUCGAGAUUUACUGACUCAACUUCAAAACGAAAAUUUGGUUCUCAAG
Messenger RNA from Laccaria bicolor S238N-H82, 207 nucleotides. RefSeq lists its product as uncharacterized. Gene Ontology annotation, molecular function: DNA-binding transcription activator activity, RNA polymerase II-specific; transcription cis-regulatory region binding. NCBI's taxonomy places the organism in Eukaryota, Fungi, Basidiomycota, Agaricomycetes, Agaricales, Hydnangiaceae. The annotation marks the transcript as partial. Gene Ontology annotation, cellular component: RNA polymerase II transcription regulator complex. The transcript has 2 exons. The record is from RefSeq and is a predicted model, not a curated record.